This is a messenger RNA of Camelus dromedarius (Arabian camel), 2272 nucleotides long. RefSeq names its product cytosolic beta-glucosidase. NCBI's taxonomy places the organism in Eukaryota, Metazoa, Chordata, Mammalia, Artiodactyla, Camelidae. The coding region runs from base 166 to 1575 and encodes 469 amino acids. Gene Ontology annotation, cellular component: cytosol. The record is from RefSeq and is a predicted model, not a curated record. Gene Ontology annotation, molecular function: glycosylceramidase activity; beta-galactosidase activity; beta-glucosidase activity. The transcript is spliced from 5 exons. Gene Ontology annotation, biological process: glycosylceramide catabolic process; carbohydrate metabolic process.
AGUCUGGCAGGAUCCUUUAACCAGGCUCCCUUGUUUGUAUACUCGUUUGCUUUCCGAGACUUCAGGUGGUAUGAAAGUUCACUUCCUGUUUGAGCAACUGCUGGGCAACUCUGAUAAAUUGUACAGCUCCGUUGUCUGUGUUCCAGUCGGCUGUCUUCUGAAAGCAUGGCUUUCCCUGCGGGAUUUGGUUGGGGGGCAGCCACCUCAGCUUAUCAAGUGGAAGGAGGCUGGGAUGCAGAUGGAAAAGGCCCUAGUGUCUGGGACACAUUCACCCAUCAGGGAAGAGAGAGAGUUUUCAAGAACCAGACUGGCGAUGUAGCUUGUGGCAGCUACACUCUGUGGGAGGAAGAUUUGAAAUGUAUCAAACAGCUUGGAUUGACUCAUUACCGCUUCUCUCUUUCCUGGUCACGCCUGUUACCUGAUGGGACGACAGGUUUCAUCAACCAGAAAGGAAUUGACUAUUACAACAAGAUCAUUGAUGAUUUGUUAACAAAUGGGGUUACACCCAUCGUGACCCUCUACCACUUUGAUUUGCCUCAGGCCUUAGAAGACCAAGGAGGUUGGUUGUCAGAGGCCAUCAUUGACUCCUUCGACAAAUACGCCUGGUUUUGCUUCAGUACGUUUGGGGAUCGAGUCAAGCACUGGAUCACCAUAAACGAGCCAAAUAUGUUGGCCCUGGUGGCGUAUGAAUUGGGUGCAUUUCCUCCUGGUGUCCCUCAGGUUGGAACUAAAGUUUAUCAGGCAGCUCAUAAUUUGAUUAAAGCUCAUGCCAGAUCCUGGCACAGCUAUGAUUCCUUAUUCCGAAAAGAGCAGAAGGGAAUGGUGUCUUUAUCAAUUUUUGCUGGCUGGGUGGAACCAGCAGAUCCGAACUCAGUGUCUGACCAGGAAGCUACUAAGAGAGCCAUUGCUUUCCAAUUGGAUUUCUUUGCUAAACCCAUAUUUAUUGAUGGCGAUUAUCCUGAAGUUGUCAAGUCCCAGGUUGCCCUCAUGAGUAAAAAGCAAGGCUAUCCAUCAUCAAGGCUUCCAGAAUUUACAGAAGAAGAGAAGAAAAUGAUCAGAGGCACUGCUGAUUUCUUUGCUGUGCAAUAUUAUACGACUCGUUUAGUUAAGUACCAGGAGAGCAAGAAAGGAGAACUGGGUUUUCUCCAGGAUGCAGAGGUCAAGGUAUUUCCAGACUCGUCUUGGAUAAAUUUGGACUGGGUCUACGUGGUGCCAUGGGGAAUACGUAAACUGCUGAAAUACAUUAAGGAAACGUAUAAUAACCCUGUAAUUUACAUCACUGAGAAUGGGUUUCCCCUGGAUGAGGCCCCAUCUUUCGAUGACACUCAGCGCUGGGAGUGUUUCAGACAGACAUUUCAGGAACUGCUCAAAGCUAUCCAACUUGAUAAAGUCAAUCUUCAAGUAUAUUGUGCAUGGUCUCUUCUGGAUAACUUUGAGUGGAACAAGGGGUACAGCAGCCGGUUUGGUCUCUUCCACGUGGAUUUUGAAGAUCCAGCUAGACCCCGAGUCCCUUACACAUCAGCCAAGGAGUAUGCUAAGAUCAUCCGAAACAAUGGUCUGGAGGGAGGUCAGUAGAAGAGAUGGCUGAGCAGUAUCACCUGGAGAAGAGGCUUCUGCUCUGCUCUCUGAAGGGAAAUCUGCUCUGGAGUUCCCCCAGACAACCUCAGGUUGCCUUGGGAAUCAAUACAUCCUACCAGAUGACCCAUGAUCACAAAGUCUGAAUAUGUGAUGCCUGAACUUUUAAUGACGGCUCUUACUCUAUUUGGAUUUUGAUCAAUGAGCCUUUAAAAAAAACAAAAUAGAAAUGCACCAAAAUUAAUUUUUAUAUUAAGAAAUCAAAUGGACUUGGAAACUUCAGUGUUAAUCCUUAGAAUUUUUCUGGAAAAAAUAAGGCAAAAUCAUAAAGACAGCACACUCACGAUUUGCAACUCUAACAGCAGACCACUUAUUAUAAGAAUACUUGUUUCUGAUCCUAUUUUUUCCAAUCACGUAAGCUGUUGUUUGCUUUAGUAGAUCCAUUGUCAUGUGGUCCCUAACUUCCUACAUUUAAUCUAGUAUAAAAAUCAAAAUUAGAAAUUAGUCAUGUUACAUAGUUAUAUAUUCUGUUCACCAAAGGGAUUAAUUGAUAACCUACCUAAUAAAAUGGAUUUGUUGAUGUAUUUGGCACAUAUUUCAUCUAUGCAUGAACAGUUACAUCUUUCUCUUGCCUGAUACACACUUUUGGAAAAUAACAAAUUAAUAAAAUAAAUGCGAUUGUGAAUGACGAAAAGUA